Molecule: messenger RNA, 898 nt
Organism: Hibiscus syriacus
Lineage: Eukaryota; Viridiplantae; Streptophyta; Magnoliopsida; Malvales; Malvaceae
Product: DNA-directed RNA polymerase V subunit 5A-like
Exons: 4
Coding region: 24-710 (228 amino acids)
Biological process (GO): DNA-templated transcription
Molecular function (GO): DNA binding; DNA-directed RNA polymerase activity
Source: RefSeq, a predicted model, not a curated record
AGUGACUGGAGUAAAGGCCAAAAAUGAAAGGAAAUGGAUUGGAAGGCGAUGGGUCAAAUGGGGAAGCCCUAGGGAAGUGCUUGAGUGGGUUGGUGGAUGAUGGUAGCACCGAGAGUCAUCGGUACUACCUUUCCCGGAGAACCGUGCUGGAGAUGCUCAGGGACAGAGGCUAUGCCGUACCCAACUCUGAAAUCGAUCUCUCUCUUCAAGAAUUUCGCAACAUUCAUGGCCAAAGCCCUGAUUUUGAUUCUCUCAGGCUCUCUGUUACUCAUAAAACCGAUCCUUCCAAGCGGAUGCUAGUUGUUUUCUAUGGGCCUGGUAUGGUUAAAGUUAGUGGGAUUCGGCUCAUUGCUGGUCUAAUUACUAACAAAGAAAGUUUGACUGGGUUGAUAUUAAUCGUGCAAAAUCACAUGACAAAUCAAGCUUUGAAAGCUCUAGACCUUUUCUCAUUUAAGGUGGAGAUAUUCCAGAUUACUGACUUACUUGUUAAUAUCACAAAGCAUGUGCUAAAGCCUAAGCACCAGGUACUAACCGAACAUGAGAAACAAAGGCUGUUGCAGAAGUACAGUAUAGAAGAGAAGCAGCUCCCUCGGCUGUUAAAGAAAGAUGCCAUUGCUAGAUAUUAUGGUUUUGAAAAGGGUCAGGUGGUGAAAGUUACUUAUGGUGGUGAAAUCACCGAGUCCCAUGUUACUUUCCGAUGUGUCUGGUGAUUAAAACAAAUGCAGGCAGCGGGUGAUUGUAGAAUUUAUUUUCCCGUUCUUUGUGUUUUCUCAAAUCAUGCCAUGGGGAUGCCUGGGGUGACUAAUGUUUGAUGUUGUAUGAAAACUGAUCCAGUUGCUCAUCUACUCUUAUGUACUUUGAAGUCUAUAAAUUAUGUUUAUCUUUCGUUCGUUUUUCC